AUGGCGCGGCGUGGCAGCCUGCUCGCCGUCGCCGCGACGCUGCUCGUCGCCAUCGUUGCCGCGGCGGUGCCGCCGACGUGCGAGCGCAUCGAGUGCCCGGCGUACGAGGUGGUGGACAGCGCCAACGGGUUCGAGAUCCGGCGGUACACGGACGCCAUGUGGAUCACCACGGCGCCCAUCGAGGACAUCUCCUUCGUCGCCGCCACGCGCACCGGCUUCCUCCAGCUGUUCAACUACAUCCAGGGCAAAAACGCGUACAACGAGACGAUCGAGAUGACGGCGCCGGUGCUGACGCGGGUGUCGCCCAGUGACGGGCCCUUCUGCGCCUCCUCCUUCACCGUCAGCUUCUAUGUGCCGCCCAAGAACCAGGCGGACCCACCGCCAGCCGAGGGUCUGCGCGUGGAGCGCUGGGCUGGGACCAGGUACGCGGCCGUGCGCAGCUUCGGGGGCUUCGUGGCGGACGCCGACGUCGGGGAGCAGGCGGCGCGGCUCGACGCUAGCUUGCAGGGCACCAGGUGGGCUGCCGCCGUCAACGAUGCGCGCAGGGCCGACCCGGCCUCGCCCUACACCGUCGCGCAGUACAACUCGCCCUUCGAGUUCAGCGGCAGGGUCAACGAGAUUUGGAUGCUCUUCGACGAUGCCAAGGAGGCGGCCUCCGAUAUGUGA
Messenger RNA from Miscanthus lutarioriparius, 666 nucleotides. NCBI's taxonomy places the organism in Eukaryota, Viridiplantae, Streptophyta, Magnoliopsida, Poales, Poaceae. The record is from the annotation of a GenBank genome assembly.